AGAAGCUCAUAUGAAGAUUUCUUUUUGCGUGCUUCUUCUUCACCUGUAUCUGACAGGAGCAAUUCCGAUCAGACGUGGCAAGUUAUCCAACUCGAGCGCGGUUGCCCCGAGUUCUUGGUCAGAUUGCGGAGGGGGGGCAACAAGCCUGUCUGUCAACAACGUAAAAGUUUCACCAGAUCCUGUGGUGGCAGGCAAGAACUUCACGCUUUCUUUGGACUGCUCGACAAGCGACCAAGUCUCUGACGGAACGUUCGUCAUUCAAGUGUAUCUCGCAGGCAUCAUGGUCCACAAGCAGACUAACGGCAUCUGCGAGGAGCACUCCUGUCCCUUCGGCCCUGGGCCCGUGAAUCUGGUGAGUACCACCAACAUGCCCAUCAUCACGCCGCACGGAAGAUACGAUGUGAAAGUCACGGGAAGCCUACCUGAUGGGCUUCCGGCCAUCUGCGCUGAUAUUCAAUUUUCUGUGGUGUGAAGAUUCAACCGAGUGCAAGAAUAUCAAGUGUAAUAUGGAUUCAAAAUCCCUUAGUCUUAUCUCCCUCCUUCGGCUCUCUAUUCAUUUUCGAUCAAUACUGAAUGCUCUUCAACAUGGAUGAAUCAUGUAGUGCUAACGAACUAAACUUUGAUC
Messenger RNA from Guillardia theta CCMP2712, 625 nucleotides. RefSeq lists its product as hypothetical. Gene Ontology annotation, biological process: sterol transport. Gene Ontology annotation, molecular function: sterol binding. The transcript is spliced from 10 exons. The record is from RefSeq and is a predicted model, not a curated record. Lineage: Eukaryota; Cryptophyceae; Pyrenomonadales; Geminigeraceae. The coding region runs from base 11 to 472 and encodes 153 amino acids.